AUGAAUGAACCAGUGUUAGUUAGUAUUGAAAUACCAGAUAAUAUACAAAUAAUAAAUGGAAAGAAUAUUUUCAAGAAAGAUAUUAAUAAAUUUAUUAUUCCAUCUUCAAUUACUAAAGUAGGUGAUUAUUGUUUUAGUAAUUGUCCAUCAUUAAAAUCAAUUAACAUAUCAUCAUCAAUCAUUGAAUUAGGAUAUGAGUGUUAUAAUGGAUGUUAUUCAUUAAAAUCAAUUAAUAUACCAUCAUCUGUUAGUAAAUUAGGAAAUUAUUGUUUUUCUAGAUGUACGUCAUUAAAAUCAAUUAAUAUUCCUUCAUCAAUUAAAGAAAUAGGAAAUGAUUGUUUUUAUGAAUGUUCAUCAUUAAAAUCAAUGAACAUAGAUAAUCUACAGUUUGUUAGUAAAGAAAGAAUAUUUAUGAAUGAACCAGUGUUAGUUAGUAUUGAAAUACCAGAUAAUAUACAAAUAAUCAAUGGAAAGAAUAUUUUCAAGAAAGAUAUUAAUGAAUUUAUUAUUCCAUCUUCAAUUACUAAAGUAGGAAGUGGAUGUUUUUAUUUAUGUUAUUCAUUAACAUAUAUUAAUAUUCCAUCAUCAAUUAGUGAAAUAGGUGAUUGGUGUUUUCAAGGAUGUUAUUCAUUAAAAUCAAUUAAUAUACCAUCAUCUGUUAGUAAAUUAGAUAAUUAUUGUUUUUAUUUAUGUGAAUCAUUAACAUCAAUUAAUAUACCAUCAUCAAUUAAAGAAAUAGGAAAUGGUUGUUUUGAUGGAUGUACAUCAUUAACAUCAAUUAAUAUACCAUCAUCAAUUACAUUAUUUGGAGAUGGAUGUUUUUAUGAGUGUGACUGUGAAGAAGAAUAA
Messenger RNA from Entamoeba dispar SAW760, 849 nucleotides. RefSeq lists its product as uncharacterized. The transcript has a single exon. The record is from RefSeq and is a predicted model, not a curated record. Bases 1 to 849 code for a protein of 282 amino acids. NCBI's taxonomy places the organism in Eukaryota, Evosea, Mastigamoebida, Endamoebidae.